CUUGUGCUGCUUGUCUACCUCAUUGGCUCGUCAGGGCGCAUAGAGUUAUUCAGGGCGCUCGUCGUCAGCAGCGCACUACGUUUUAUCGCGCUCUACAUCUGUGGGAGCAAAAAGGGCGUUGUUUGAGUGGUUCGUGGUAGCUUUUAGGCACCGUUGCGUGCGUUGACGUUGCAAGUGCUGAGUUGUAACCACCCUGAUUGUUGAGGCCGGAAUCGACCGAAAUUCUGCGAAGAUGGCGUCGGCAGAUCAGAUCUGCUACACCCUUAUCAACAUACCAACAGACUUGGAGCCUCCAAAUGAAAUGCAACUUAGAAACGAUCUGGAGAAAGGGGACCUGAAGACUAAGGCCGAGGCGCUGAAGAAGACGAUCCAUCUGAUGCUGAAUGGAGAGAAAUACCCUUCCCUGCUGAUGACCAUCAUCCGCUUCGUGCUUCCCCUCCAAGAUCACACGCUGAAGAAGCUGCUUCUGGUCUUCUGGGAGAUUGUGCCCAAGACAACUCCGGAUGGCAAGCUGCUCCAUGAGAUGAUCCUGGUCUGCGACGCUUACCGCAAGGACCUUCAGCACCCGAACGAGUUCAUCCGCGGCUCGACGCUGAGGUUUUUGUGCAAGCUGAAGGAGGCUGAGCUUCUGGAGCCGCUGAUGCCUGCCAUCCGAGCCUGCCUGGAGCACAGACACUCCUACGUGCGGCGCAACGCUGUCCUCGCCAUCUUCACCAUCUACAAGAGCUUCGACUUCCUGAUUCCGGAUGCGCCGGAGCUCAUGUCCAACUUCCUGGAGACGGAGAUGGACAUGUCGUGCAAGCGCAACGCCUUUAUGAUGCUGAUCCACGUCGACCAGGAGCGAGCGCUCAGCUACCUGGACUCGUGCAUCGACCAGGUCCACACCUUCGGUGACAUCCUGCAGCUGGUCAUCGUCGAGCUCAUCUACAAGGUGUGCCACGCCAAUCCCGCGGAGCGUUCUCGCUUCAUCCGCUGCAUCUACAACCUCCUCAACUCGAACAGUCCGGCCGUGCGCUACGAAGCGGCUGGCACCCUUGUCACCCUGUCCACCGCACCCACUGCCAUCAAAGCUGCGGCGAGCUGCUACAUCGAGCUCAUCGUGAAGGAGAGCGAUAACAACGUGAAGCUGAUUGUCUUGGACAGGCUCAUUGCCCUCAAGGAUGUCCCGUCUCACGAGAGGAUACUCCAGGACCUUGUCAUGGAUAUUCUGAGAGUUCUGGCCGCAUCCGACCUCGAGGUUCGCAAGAAAACCCUGAACCUCGCCCUGGACCUUGUCUCGUCCAGGAACGUGGAAGAGAUGGUGCUGGUGCUGAAGAAGGAGGUGACCAAGACCCACAACACGGUAGAACACGAGGACACCGGCAAGUACCGGCAGCUCCUGGUGCGGACGCUGCACUCGUCCUGCGUCCGUUUCCCCGAUGUCGCCCACGCCAUCAUUCCCGUGCUGAUGGAGUUUCUGUCGGACACAAACGAACAAGCUGCCGCCGACGUGCUCGUCUUUGUGAGAGAAGCGAUGCAGCGCUUCGACCAGUUGCGGGGGCUCAUCGUCUCCAAGCUGCUCGAGGUCUUCUCAACCAUCAAGUCCUCCAAAAUCCACCGUGGAGCACUCUGGUUGCUCGGCGAGUACUGCACGACAGUGGAGGACAUCCAGAGUUUCAUGACCGAGAUAAGACAGGCUCUCGGGGAGAUUCCGAUGGUGGACUCUGAGCUGAGGAGAGUGUCGGGAGGAGACCAGGAGAACAAGGAAGACGCCGCCAUGACGGGCACGGUGCAGCGCCUGGUCACGGCAGACGGAACGUACGCGACGCAGAGCGCGUUCAGCGCUGCACCGGCAUCUGCCGCUGCACAGGCUGCCAAACAUCCUCCUCUGCGUGGUUACCUCAUGGAAGGCGACUUCUUUGUCGGAGCGGCCUUGGCUUCGGAUUUGACCAAACUGGCUGUCCGUUAUGUCGCUCUGGUGAAUGAGCCGCGCAAGAAAAAUGCCUUUGUUGCCGAGUGUAUGCUCAUCAUGACUUCAGUACUGCAUCUCGGGAAGUCUGGACUGCCAACAAAGGCGAUCAAUGACGAUGACGCCGAUCGCAUCUGCCUGUGCCUGAAAAUCCUGUCGGAUCAGUCAGCAACCCUGAACACCGUCUUUGGCUCUGAGUGCCGCAAGGCCCUCUCUGCCAUGUUGGCUGCGAAGAUGGAGGAAGAGCUGGAGUCUCAGAAGGCAAAGCAGGUCAAAGGUGUCACAAUUCACGCCGAUGACCCCAUCUCGUUUGGACAACUGGCGUCCAAGAGCAGCGUUGCCGGCACGGAGAACAUGUUUGAGGUGAGCCUCCACGCCGCGGUGGGGGUGCCGCGCCGCGACGGUGCCGGCGACCUGCUGUCGGCAUCCAAGCUGUCCAAGGUCACCCAGCUGACUGGCUUCUCGGACCCGGUAUACGCUGAGGCCUAUGUGCACGUGAACCAGUACGACAUCGCCCUGGACGUGCUCGUGGUGAACCAGACGGCGGACACCCUCCAGAACUGCACGCUCGAGCUGGCCACCCUGGGCGACCUGAAGCUGGUCGAGAAGCCCACACCGGUCGUGCUCGCGCCCCACGACUUCUGCAACAUCAAGGCCACCGUCAAGGUGGCGUCGACGGAGAAUGGCAUCAUCUUCGGCAACAUAGUGUACGACGUGAGUGGAUCCACGAGCGACCGCAACGUGGUGGUCCUCAACGACAUCCACAUCGACAUCAUGGACUACAUUGUGCCGGCGUCGUGCACAGACACGGAGUUCCGGCAGAUGUGGGCAGAGUUUGAGUGGGAGAACAAGGUUUCAGUGAACACAUCGCUUUCAGACCUGCCAGCCUACCUGCAACACUUGAUCCGGUCUACCAACAUGAAGUGCCUCACUCCAGAAAAGGCACUUUCCGGCGAGUGUGGCUUCAUGGCGGCUAAUCUGUACGCCCGGUCGAUCUUCGGCGAGGAUGCCCUGGCCAACGUGAGCAUCGAAAAGAACCCCAACUCCCCGGAUUCGCCGGUGGUCGGACACAUCCGGAUUCGUGCCAAGAGCCAGGGCAUGGCACUGAGUCUUGGGGACAAGAUCAACACCACUCAAAAGUCUUCUCCCAAAGUAGGGGCAUGAACGGGUUCCACUCUCAACAUCUUUUUUUUUUCUUCCGGUACUUUUUUUGAACAGUUGCACCUUGUAAGUAUGAAUAAAGAAGUGGACCAAUCUCGGAAAA
Molecule: messenger RNA, 3212 nt
Organism: Ixodes scapularis (black-legged tick)
Lineage: Eukaryota; Metazoa; Arthropoda; Arachnida; Ixodida; Ixodidae
Gene: betaCOP
Product: coatomer subunit beta
Exons: 22
Coding region: 233-3112 (959 amino acids)
Biological process (GO): intracellular protein transport; endoplasmic reticulum to Golgi vesicle-mediated transport; intra-Golgi vesicle-mediated transport
Cellular component (GO): cytoplasm; COPI vesicle coat
Molecular function (GO): structural molecule activity
Source: RefSeq, a predicted model, not a curated record